CUUCUGUUAGUGAAGCACAGGCUGAUGGUUAAUGACCAUUCCUGGGCUUGGAUUUCAGAGGUCUUUGUUGCCCAGGUGCUUGUAACCCAAUCUCCUGGGCUUGGCUUCCCUGCAGCAGAUCCAAUAGCACCUGUCCCUGAAAGGACUGCCACAGCCCCCCGGGACAGCACAGCCCUUCUGCCACCGACCCUGAGGCCCUGGGAAGCAUCUCAGGACAGCAUGUCCCAGGCCGGCGGCAGCCCCCGGGCAGAGGAUCUGGGGCCGCGUGUCGGGGCGCACUCGCGCACCCCGAGCCGGGGCAGCCAGCGCGUCGAGUGCAUCGUCUGCUACUCCUCCUACGACCUGGGCGUGCGGCUGCCGCGGCGCCUCUACUGCGGCCACACCUUCUGCCAGGCGUGCCUGAAGCGCCUGGACGCCGUCAGCAACGAGCAGCGCUGGAUCCCGUGCCCGCAGUGCCGCCAGAACACGCCCACGCCGCGCGGCGGGGUCACCAUGCUGGACCUCGACCUGGCCACCUUCCUGGCCGUCAAGGCUGACAAGGAGCAGCCGCGGGUGGCCGGCAGGGCCCCGCCCGCGCUGCCCGCCAAGGGCCCGGGCAAGGAGCCGGCGGUGACCGAGCAGCCGGCGGGGCUGUGCCCCGAGCCGAUGCCGCCCGCGCUGCUGCCCCGGCGCGGCUGCUGCCGCCUGUGCCUCUGCUGCGGGGUGACCGCGGCCUUCGACAGCUGAGCCGGGCAGCCGAGCCCUGGCACUAAUGCUGGGCGCCUGUGCCAUGCUUCAGACCCGCGGGCUGCGGAGCUGCGGCUGCUGCCAGCCUGGGCAGGGGUUUCCUGUCCUUCCUGUCGGGAUUUGGGGUGCAGCAGUGGGAAUGAGGAUGCUGCCACCCCCUCAUCCUGCCCAUCUGCCCUGCUGACGACUCAGAAACCUGGGCCAGCCAGCACAGAGGUUCCCUGGCCCCUGAGCACGUUCCCCUGUGCAUGUGGCUCUGCAGCAAGGACAGUGGUGCUGAGCAUCCCCCAGGCAGGGGCAGGGCCUGGCACAGCCAUGCCGUGGGGCACAUCCAGCACCUCGAGAGCUCCACGUCUAUUCAAGACACUUCUAGUUCUGCUGGGCUGCACAUCCUGGUCGUGUUUAUUGACAAUCCUGGCCCGGGGGCAGGCCCUGCCUGUGGUGGGUGGGGGAGAAGAGACCUGCCCUGCUGGAUUGCUGUGCCAUUUGCAUGAGAAAUGUUGGCAUUGGGAUAGCAGGAUGGUUGAAAUUGAGGAUGACAAGAGUUGUUAGGAAACCUCCAGUGUUUGUGUACAUUGCUCUGGUGUGGAAGGAGAGCUGAGCUCAAGAAGCUCCUGCUUGGCCUCGAGCUCUGUGGGUCAUGCCAGGUUUGGCUUGUCCUGCCCGACCCUUUCCUCACACACAGGCACACACAAACCCUGCCACUGUUUUUCAAGUUGUGCCCUGCUGUCUGUAAGGCUUUUCCUGCUUUCCCUGCCUGACUCCACACCAGGGUGCAAGGACAAGAUCCCAGGAAGCUGGUCUGGGUUAACAGGGGCCAAACUGGAAGUACUGGAGGCACACAGGGUGAUACUUGAACAGCUCUUGGGCAGGGCUUGGUGUUGCCUGGAACAGCUCCUGUGGUUCUUCCUCAGGGCCCAUUUUCUGCAUCUAUUUCCCAUGUGGUUUAUGAGAUUUUGCAAUACCCCAACACCAGGAACCCCCUCAGGGCACAGCCCUGUGCCCCCUGGGGCUGGCAGGGACCUUGUGUGUCCUGGGCAGUCCUGGUGCUUGGAUGUUCCCUGUGCUGGGGGCCAGGGCUGCAGCCAGAGGACUCUGUCAGCCAUGGACAGCACCUACCCCUGCACAGAGCUCAUGCACAAUUCUGCCACUUGGUGUCACCUGCCAUAAAAAGUCCCAGCUGAGAUGUUCCCAGAAGAAUAAACCUGGAGUGCCCCAGGGCAGAGGUAUGGUAUGGUUCAGAAAUUCCACGUGAGUCCUGCCUUGGACCUUUAAUUACCUGGGAACACGCAAGAAAUUAAAGCCUUCAAGGAAUGGAUAAGAGCUAUCACUGAGUCCUAAUGCACCUUUCCCUCUGUUGCUCCAUUUCUCCCCAAA
This is a messenger RNA of Oenanthe melanoleuca, 2103 nucleotides long. It is a transcript of the gene RNF224, whose product is annotated as ring finger protein 224. NCBI's taxonomy places the organism in Eukaryota, Metazoa, Chordata, Aves, Passeriformes, Muscicapidae. The record is from RefSeq and is a predicted model, not a curated record. The transcript has 4 exons. The coding region runs from base 25 to 726 and encodes 233 amino acids.